This is a messenger RNA of Vespa crabro (European hornet), 4238 nucleotides long. It is a transcript of the gene not, whose product is annotated as ubiquitin carboxyl-terminal hydrolase 22. The transcript is spliced from 7 exons. Gene Ontology annotation, molecular function: zinc ion binding; cysteine-type deubiquitinase activity. Lineage: Eukaryota; Metazoa; Arthropoda; Insecta; Hymenoptera; Vespidae. Gene Ontology annotation, biological process: protein deubiquitination. Bases 1088 to 2530 code for a protein of 480 amino acids. The record is from RefSeq and is a predicted model, not a curated record.
GAUCAUAGGGAGCCCCGAGAACGCGCCCUUGACAGUGACGUUCCUGUUUUAAUGUGAAAUGAUGAUAGUAGUAGUGGGGAUAAAAGUAAGGCUACUUCGUACCGGCACCGCCUGCACUGACCGGCUGGUGUCCGUGAACAGCCGGGUGAAGAAACGUGGAAUAGGAGAAAGGACGAACGAGAGCGUCGAUUUCGUUCAUCGGAAGGCCCGUUAUCUCCAUCGUUCUUGGUUCGACAAUCGUUUCUCGACGAUUCUCUCGUAAAGUGUGCUGUUUUUGUCUGUCUGUCUAUCUGUCUAUCUAUCUUUUUUCUCUUUCUCUCUUUCUGUCUAUGCCCCAGUCUUUCUCUCUCUCUCUCUCUCUCUCUCUCUCUCUCUCUCUCUCUCUCUCUCUCUCUCUCUCUCAUUCUUUCACUCUCAUGCGCGCGUUCUUUCUCUUUCUCUCUCGAAUCUCUUUUGGUGUCUAGGGGGAGACAUAGGCGCCGUGUGACAGCGAUAGGAAACGAAACGAAACGGUACGAGACGGGACGGGACGGGACGGGACGGGACUGGACGAGACGAGACGAGACAAGACGAAGACGAAGACGUGAUCGCACGUAGUAAUUUUUGUUAGGACAGGGCAAAACCCUCGAGAUCUUUCUUUUCCAAAGCUCACGCGCUUUUCCAUGUCAACGACACGCGCGCUUAUACCAAAGCCAGCGUGCUACCCCCCGCGUAGAGGAGCCUCCUCCAUCGUCGCCUCCGUUGCCGUCGUCGAGCAAGCACUCCACGUCGUCGCCUCGGUCGUCGUCGUCGUCGGCUCGCCGUCGUCGUCGUCGUCGCCGUCGUGCGCGUCGCGCCGGUGGGAGGCUCCUACGUUGAUCUCCUCCCGAUCGACGUUGUCAGAUUCUCUUGCAAGGAGGAGAAGGAAGAGAAGGAAUAACACCAAAGGUAAUCCGUCUUGCAAGUCAAGGGUCACUGCUGGCAUCGACGGUGCCGUCGGCGUUGACGUCCUCAUAGGACUGAGGACGAUAGUGGAAAGGAGGAGGAGGAGGAGGAGGACGACGACGUCGUGGAGGUACGCCAACGUCGCUCAAGCUGCGAGCCUGAGAUGAGCGACCAUGGCUGCAUACACUUGAAUAAUUUCAAAGCAGCGAAGGGCAUCCAGCCGUACAAAGUGAUACACUCCUAUUUCGUGACCAGCACAUCAACCGAGGCACGCGUAAGGAAGGCUGUAAGCUGCUUGUGUCAUACUUGUAAAACUUACAAAGAUCGUCUUCAUUCUUGUCUCCAUUGUAUAUUUUUCGGUUGCUAUGUGAAGGGUCACAUACAGGAGCAUGCAAAAACGAAGAAACAUUUUUUAGCUGUGGAUUUAUGUUAUGCACAAUGGAGUGAAUCAGCAAAAUCAUUGAGCUUUGGAGAAUUUUAUCGUGCUUGGGAACCUACUCAAAUAGAGGCAGAAUUAUUGAGAAAGCAUCCACGGCGAAGGCGUGUUGUAGAAAAUUCUACAAUAGGUCUAAGAGGACUUAUAAAUCUUGGCAGCACAUGUUUCAUGAACUGUAUUGUACAGGCAUUGAUACACACUCCACUAUUACGAGACUACUUCCUGGCUGACCGUCAUCACUGCCCACAACCCACUCGCUGUCUAGUCUGUGAAGUGUCCCACCUUUUUCAGGAAUUUUAUUCUGGUAGUAAAGCACCUCUAACGCUUCAUAAACUACUUCACUUAAUCUGGACACAUGCGAGGCAUCUAGCAGGGUAUGAACAGCAAGAUGCGCACGAAUUUUUUAUCGCUACUUUGGAUGUCUUACAUAGACAUUGCGAAGCUGCACCAAUUUUGGUAAAAGAUAACCCUCAUCACUGUAACUGCAUUAUCGAUCAAAUAUUUACUGGUGGACUUCAGAGUGAUGUUGUUUGUCAGGCAUGCAAUGGAGUUUCGACUACGAUAGAUCCUUUCUGGGACAUAUCUUUGGAUUUAGGUACCGCCGCUGGCGCAUCAGGAUCCGAUAAUUCUGGACCUCCUACCUCGUUAUUAGAUUGUUUAGAGAGAUUUACGCGCGCAGAACAUUUAGGCUCUAGUGCAAAAAUUAAAUGCAGUAAUUGUCAAACUUAUCAAGAAAGUACGAAGCAAUUAACAAUGAAGCAACUACCGAUCGUAGCUAGUUUUCAUCUGAAGCGAUUUGAACACUCCAGCAUUCAAGACAAAAAAAUCUCUACAUUCAUUUCUUUUCCGGAACAAUUAGACAUGACUCCUUUCAUGUCACACAGACGUAAUGGUAAUAAUAAUAGCGCUAUGAUCGAUGGCUUGCCAAAAAAUGGAGAAGAUAUGGCGUUCAGCGACAACCGAUACUCAUUGUUUGCUGUAAUAAAUCACGAAGGUUCUCUUGAGACAGGACAUUAUACAGCUUUCAUAAGACAGCAAAGGGAUCAAUGGUUUAAAUGCGAUGACCAUUUGAUAACAAGAGCAAAAUUAAAAGAUGUCUUAACUAGCGAAGGGUAUUUGCUUUUUUAUCAUAAACAAAUUUUGGAAUAUGGACGAAAUAGUAAGGUGUAAAUGUUUAAUCGUAUAAUUAAUUUAUUUAUCACGACUAAUGAUGGGCUAUAGACUUAAGUUCUUAAACGUAUUAAAUUUCUUAAUGUAUCAAGACACGCAUAAUUAUGAAGUUUUAAUAUUGAAAAUAAUGUUGAGAAUAUUGAAAUUCAAGUUAUCUACAAAAUUCUACAUAUUUAACUGCAGAUAAGGCAUAUAAUGCCAUUGAAAAUUCAAAUAAUGGUUAUUAUCGAUCUAUGCGUUAGUAUCAAAUUAAUUACAAUUGAAAGGCAAGCGAAAAAUAACAAUUACAAUUCAACUGUAAAAGUAAAGGAUAUUGCUUUAUUAGUAUAGAUAAAUGUGACGUUAUCUAAACUGUUAAUUGUAAAUUAUCAAAGUAUACAAAGUAAGCGUGUUUAUACAAUUUGUUUAGUGUCGACAUAUUUUUGCGUUUGAUGAACUAAGCUGAGUGCCUCUGGCGAUCACUUCCCUCGUUUGUGUCCUAAAUAAUAAUGUAAGGAUAGUUUUAAGAUUAGCUCAAUUUUUUUAAAUGACAGAUCACAAUUUUUGUAUGUCGCUGACUGUUGUUAUAUUUCUGACCUGACAUGUCUAUACAUAAGACGCCAAGGAUAGAUGACACCGUACUUCGUUAAUUAUCAUAUUAAAAAUUCGAUCUAUUUAAAUUCGUUAACUAAUUAAAUUUUCGACUUAAUACAUUUGCUAUUUGACAUUAAUGACUCUUUAUUCGAGGUACGUUGGGUCAGCAGUCCUUGGAUGAAACAAUUUUGUACAAACGUAUUGCGAGGAGGAUAAUAAUUUUAUCCAAAUAAGGCGAAUCUUUUCGCUCGACUGUAUAUAAUAAAAUCACUGUUUAUCAAAUUUUUUGUGGUUGCCCGUUGUACCUUUUUUUUUUAAAUGUCGUGAUGUAGAUUUUAAAGAUGCUUUAUAGAAAAAAAAUGCGUUUUUGUAAUUUAUCGCGUGGGAAUAUUUUUCGUAGUGAAAGAUGCGAAAAGAAUACAAUUUUAAUUCCUUAGUAGUAGUGGUUUCUGCUUUAAUAGGUUUUUUUUUAUUUUUUGAAAAAAAAAAGAAAGAAAGAAGAAAGCAAUCCUAACCGAAGUGCCAAAUGUUCAUUGCACUUUUUGUUCUUGUAUUUUUAUGUUAAAACUAGCAAUUUAUGUUAUUGUACUCUACUUAAAACGGGUUUCCGUAUUGUGUUCAUUGACAAGGAUAUUACGCAAAGUACAUCGUCCCGCGAAAGAAAUUUCCUAUGCGUUUAUCGGGAAAUUGAUAUUAAGAGGGACAUAUGUUAUAAAUUAUACGCGAUAGAUCAAUAUAACGAUCAAUCUACAAGCUUUAAAAUGCAAAAAAAAAAAUAUGUAAUAAUUACAUAUUCAACGUACGAUCCUCUGUCAACAAUUGUAAACCGAAGUGUUACUACAUAAGUUUAAUUCUAUUUCGAAGUGUAUGUAGAUAAAAGAAAAGAGAUGAAAGAUCUCGGUCGAUGGUAUUAUGAAAAAAUACAAAGAAAUAGUAAUUGCGUGAACUAAUGUCACCUGAGACAUACAGAUUAAUCACAAAAAUUGCCACAACUGCACAAUAUAAUCACUCGUGUAAUUGUUAGAAAUAUGACCGAUAUGCUUCAUGUUUGAGAAUUAACACUCUACACAGCAGUUGUAACACUUCCUAUAAGGCUGAUAUCGUAUAAUAAAGAAUAAAAUUAUAUUUCAUCGAA